AUUCAUAUGUUAAGUCUUUCUGGAGUAAAAAUUUGUUCAAAAUAAUUGUGCAACAAGGAUUACUACAUCAGUCUGCGGAAAAAAAACAAGUUCAAAGAGAAACAAGUUUUUUUUUGCUGACCUCCCGUCACAGCUGAGUGGAAAACGAAAGGAUAUUCAAUUUUCGAGCUCUGGCAAGCAGCAAAUAAAUAAAAACUCGGAGCAACACCAGGGCACAGGUUCAAUCAACUUGACCCAAUCGCCACGCGGUGAAUCUGACCGCUCCUGCCGAGUUGCCCUUAUACGGCACCCGUCGGAGGACACCAACCACCAGCCCGCGGAGCUCGUUUUGAUGUCAGGUCAGGCACACCGCGGCAGCUGCUACUCUGAAGAUUAAUUUGAAAGCAAACCCACACGACGGCUUCGGCGUUUCGAAGAUGUACGCAAGGCAACUCCAACCGACGACGCAACAUCUGUGAUUUACCCGUGCUCAAACACGCCAUGGACACGAUCCAGGAGGUGGUGGUGGCCAAGCCGAUGGCCAGUGACCCCGAGCUGCUAGACGCUGCUUCGGGUGCGGCGCCAAACGACACGACCAAAUCCUCGCAGGAUUCGUCUUUUAGCCCGUACAACUGCUCGUCGCUGCUGAUGGAGGAGGAAGACGAUCAGCCGGCCAAUGAGCAGCAGCCCGCGGUUGAAGAGAUAAUCGAGCAACACGAUGGCGUAAGUGGGGAAGAAGUGGCGGUGGACGCCGAUGUCGUGAAGGUGCUGAAUGGGGCCGGGACCGAUGGUAGUGAUAGUGGGGUUGAGUUUGGAGUGACCGGGUCGUUGAACGAUACCGGGAUUCUGCAGCGAGCGCUGAGCAACAACAGUGCCGGAUAUGCGAGCAGUUGCUGUGGGCUUGAAGAGGGCAACGGGGUCAGCGUGUCGUGCAACUCCAGUAUGAUCAGCUACAGCUCGGACGUGUACGACAAGACUGGCAGUACAAUUCUGUUGGGCGGCGGCAGUCGACUCAGCAAUGACUAUUGCGCCAGUGAAGGUGGCAGUGAAAGUUCCUCGAUCACCGGUGGACCGGUGAGUUCGCUCCGGAAGGGCGGUAGUUCGACGAAGAAAAAAGUGGCCAUGAAGGAACCGCUCUCGAAUCGGUCCCCGCGGAAGUCUGCCGAAAGCAUCUGCUCGGCGCGAAGUAGCUCGCGAUCGCGGGCCUCUUCGCUGGGACGAUCGGUUUCGCUCAACCUGAAAACCCCGCCCACUUCAGCGAUGAACGUGGCAGCCCGGGAACGGGCACGAUCUCGUGAAAAGAUGGCCGCCAGCACGGCCACCAAGACUGUCUCGACACCAAAAUCAAACACCCUUCCGGCAAAGCGGCCACCCAAGCCGGACUCGUUGCCAACAGGACUGAAAGAAGCCUCGCCAGCACUGCAAAGGGUCACCGUCUCGAGGACGCCCUCCGUCACCCGGGGACGGACUCCGCUGGCCACGCCCACCGACGACGGACGCUGGCCAUCGGUCGGCGGUAAAGGCACAACCACUCCAAGAUCCACCUCGGCCAGAGGCACCUCCGCGGCGCCGGAAGGCGUCUCGAUCAAAACUCGCGUCGGAACACUCGCGCUGGAAGCGAAAGUCAGCAGUCCGUUGGACAAAUUCGGAACGCUGCCUCGCCGACGGAAAGAACGGUCCGCCGAAGACCUGCAAGGAUCGAGCUCUCGAAGUGCGUCCGCGACGCGCAACCAGAACCCAAUGACCACCUCGCUCAUCAAGAAGCUUCCCUCGGCCAAGCAGGAAACGCCCACGCGAACGCUUCCAAGCUACCCGAAACUCGCCAACACCGUGAAGAAGGCCAUUCAAAAGACCAAAAUCUACCACGAGACGAGCGUACAAACGGCCAUCACCUGCAAGGACGUCGAGGACGCGUUCAACGGCAAAGCCAAGGACAUCCGGGUCGAUGCCAUCGAACAGUGCCACAAACAAACCCAGUCCGACAUCCGCGACAAGGAGAUGGAACGGCUGGAGGAAAAGCUGAAAAAGCUCACCGCCGAAUACUCCACAAUGCUCACAAAGCACUCGGAAAAGAGCCAAAUGGUCACGGCCCUCGAGCAGAAGCUGCUCAAAGAGCGCGAGGAAAAGCUAGCCGCCCAGAAGGAACUCCAAAUGAACAGCGAGCGCGUCCUCGGACUGCUCGAGUCCGUCCCGGGUGGCGUCCCCGUCGAAUCGACCGGCUCAGACUGCGACAGCCUUCUCAUGCUCGAGUCCCAACUCCAACUCUCCGGUUCCGUACUCGAAAAAAAGCAGGAGGAAAUCGCCAAACUGCGCACCAUCUGCCGGACGCUGCACGCCGACAUGGAGCUGUCGCUCAAGAACCAGGAGGAGCUGCUGAGACAGAAGACUGAGCUGGAGGAAGAGUCCAGCGAGAUGCAGGACUUUUUGCAGGCCGAAAAGGCGUCCUGCGUGGAAGCGCUGAAGGAGGCCGAACUGGAGAUGUCCCAGCUGCGGCAGACGCUGGCCCUGCGCGAGGGUGAAAUCGAGCGGCAGCAGGAGGAGUGCCGCCACCUGGUGCGCAUCGGCGAGCAGAGGAGACAAGAAUAUCUCGGAAUGCAGGCCAAGUACAACGCGCUCGAAAGCCGCUCCAAGGACAUCUUGCUGCAGCAGGGUGCGGCCGUGUCCGGCGCGUCGGUUGCCCUGUCCGGACUCGGAACCCGGCUGGACCAUCUCGUAGAGCAGCUGAUUGCGUCGUACAACAUUUCCGAGCAGGACCUGGAGGACGUAAUCUACCACAACGAAGCGUACACCAACAGCAGCAGCGGGGACGGUAGCCCCGAGUGUGAACAGCAACCGGCCGCGGCUUACUGUGAUCAACAGCCGGCGCCGUGCGCAACUCCGGCCAAGGCGCCACUAUCACCGCAGCGCGGCCAGUCCUUUAUCGCGGCCGUGAUAAGCGCGAUCAAGAACGCCACCAGCAAGUCCGCUGCCGCGGGCAAGUCGGCGUCGGUGGCGACGCCCAAGGAGCGCAAGGAGAUUUGCGGUCACGAAUCCGACUCGACGGAGAUGCUGGACUCGGAAACGGAGCCCUGCCUCAUGAUGGACAACGUCCUGGAGGACGUCGCGAUGCCCGACUCGCACUCCCACAACAUGGUCUCGUCGUCGACGCGAAUCUCCCAGAUCGAGAUGCCGUCGUCGCUCGAAAGCGGAGCGGCCAACGCGAUGAUCUCGCACGACGAAUCGCUGGACAACCUGUCCCAGGCCAUAGCCAACCGGCAGCAGAUCGAGCUGCAGUCGAGCAUCAUAGCGAGCGGCCGGUCACCGCGGCGUCAGUUCCGGCAGUCGAACGGCGAGCAGAGACCGGCGAACGCUGGAACCACCACCGCCGGAGAUCACACCACCGCUAGUCACUCGUCGUCGCUGGAGGACGACGAGAACAGUUGCUGCGGCGAGGCCUCGAUCGCGGAAAUGCCCUCGAUUUGCGAGUACUGUAACGCGCAAUCGCUCGUCGAUCAGGUCAUCGACGUGGACAACCUGAUCACGAAGCUGCUGAAGGUGCUGCGCAUCGUGCAGAUGGACAACGAUCACUGCAUCCAGGAGCUGGUCGUUCACAAGAACAAACUGGCCCUAACCAACGAGGAGAUCCAGGAUCGCGCCAAGGAGUACGAGGAGUUGAACGUCAAGCUGAAGGAGGAUCUGGCGGAUGCGUCGCAGCAGCUGGUGGCCCGCGGCAACGAGCUCACCAAGAGCAAGGCCGAGCUGGUUAGCCACCGGCAGGAGAUUGAUAAACUCAACGAGGACAUCUGUCAGCUUAGCACGCUGUGCAGCAACAACAAGCAGCAACAGAACGCCAACAUGCUGACGAUCAACCGCGAGGACGUCAUCAGCGCGCUCAAGCUGUGGAACGAAAACGACUCCAUCCCGGAGAAGGACCUGAUCAGCCACGUGGUGCAGGCUUGCAACGAGAUUCCGAAGCUGAAGGCGCGCCUCUGCGAGAAGGAGCAGCAGCUGGCGGCGAUGCAGCAAACCAGUGCCACCCGGCUGAUGAGCGCAAGUUGGCACCAGGCCCUCGGGGAGGCCAAGCGGCAGUACGAGGCGAUCGAUCGGGCGCUAGAAACGCUACACAGCGUACAGUCGAUCGUGCAGCAGUCGCCGGCCCUAACCGAGCUGCAGCGUGACCUCGAGGAAACAAACUUCCAGUCGAUCCCGCUGGUCUCGCUGCCGGCGCACCUGGUCAACGGAAAUGGGGUUGCCGCCGUGGCGGCCGCCAUCGACCUUAACGCCAACCAGACGAGCAACGGAAACGGUUCGCCGGUCGCAGCCGUAGCAGGACUGCAGCUGACCCAGCCGGACUUUAUCGAUUCGACGGCAUGAUUUCCGCGCGUGUGUGUAAGUAUGGUAAGUAAAACUAGCUAGAACUCGUUUAGGGUGUAAGUCGUCAAACCAGUGUGGAUUGAAGAAGAAAAUUGUGAUCAACAAAAUUGUGUGUAGACAAAUAAAUUAUACUGAGUUGUUUUUUCCACCGUAGCUAACCACAAUUCAAACAGAAUAGUUCCAGAUAGAAUUUAGGUCAGAAAAAAAAAUUAAAUUAGUGUCCAAAAUAGAUUGUAGAUGUUGCCCAAAACCAAGCUGUAGUAUUCAAAGGUAGUUAAAUUUUACGAACAAAAAAUCACAACACUUAAACUUUUAACCCAUAGUUGUCCGCCGUCGUCAGUUUGUUCCGAAAGAUAGUUGCAUUUUCCUGCGUGAUUCGACAACGAAGAACACGUCAAUUAGAGAGAGAGAGAAAGUAAACAAAGAUACUUUGCAGUCUGCAGUGUUUCUCGAGCGUGCGAAGCGAUUGCCUGCUUGGAUUCCGAUCGGUCCGAAACACUUUUGGCGCCAAAUUUGCACACCGCAAAAGAUUGAUCCGCUUUCGGCGAAGCGUGCGAUUGUUUGACAGAUUUCAGGUUUUAUUAUUCCCUAUCAGGGAUGAAAUGAUCAGUAAAACAUCUUUUUCGCUUGCGAACUUUCUUCGCCCGCAGAAGAGAGAGGAGGUGUAUCACGCAAAAGAAAAUCUCUCCCGAACUUUUCGAAAAAAAUCAAUCAGUUGAAGAUUUUUUGUAAUACUCAUUGUUAGCAUCACUUGAAUUUAUUUAUUACGUUUUGUUUACAAAGAUUGUUCAUUAAUGAACAGUGACAGGUAAUUUUUGGAAGUAAGACGAUACACCUGCAAGUGUAGUAGUGAAAUUGAUGUUCCGCCGAAUAAUCUAAGAUGAUGUUUUUUUUUGCGUUUUUAAAUCGAUCUUUCAUUCGCGAGAGAUGAGAGCCAUUCUCCCUUUGGAUUGUUUCUCUUGAUACGCUUGAUAUGCAUACGAUUUUCUUUUGAUGAAGAUUCUGCCAUCACUUUUCCCAAUUAAAAACAAAACACGCAAUAAUUAAAAUAAAAUUAAAUAAAAAUAACAAUUUCGUUCAUGCUCAAAAUUUAUGAAAAUCUAUAAAAAAAUACUGUAUUUUCGAGAAUACUCAAAUUUUCAAAAUUUGCAAUAUGAGAAUCAAACGACGCAAAAUAUGCAUAGAUUUUCAAUAAAUUUGAGUUUUUGGUGUUAAUAAUAUUUUUUACAAAAUACCGUUUUUUGAAUUUUCAAAAUUUGCAUUCUGAAGAUUCUGAAGAUCAAAAUUUUAUCACCGCCAUUUUGGCCGACAUAAGGAUUGUUUAAUAUUUUCAUUUUCACAAAAUACCACUUUUUGAAAUACCAAAAAUUUGCAAUGUGUAUAUAAAAUGACUAAAAAUUGUGUAUUCUCAUGAAACACCGUUUUUUAAAUUUAAAAUAUGGGUAUCACCCUGUUUGGCAUAAUGGAUAUUUGGCAUAACGGGUUUUCCAGAAAGACGUUUGGCAUAAUUAAAACUUGCUUUUUUAGUUUUGUUUAAUUAGUAUAUAGUGUCACACACUAUAUAUUAAUUAGUACUUUUCGGACGUAAGAUAAAACUUCGUAAAGCGCGAAAUCUUGAUAACGUCCUUCUCGGAUCAAGGGCUUUUAUUGACUAGUCAGGAGUGUGUGUCGCGAUCGGUCCGCAGGCCGAUCGACCGUCAGUGUGAGAGUAUGCAGAGAUAGUAGCGCGAGAUCGGAUACGAUCGUGUAGGGGAAAUUGGGGCGCAUGAACCACCACAAGUAUUUCUCAUUUAGAAGAAUUCAAAUUUAUUUUGUUUUUUCCCUAGUAGAUGCAAGUUGUUAAUUUUUUUUUUUGCAUAUUUCACAAUAAAGCACUUCAAUGAAAUUAAAAAAAAUAUUUAAAAUUUAGAUUAAAGAAUCUCUUGAUAGCUUUACAUAUUUUUCCCCUUUCAACAUAUUAUGCAAUAAAGUUUUUUUAUUGAAAUUUUCCCUUCUAUUAUUGAAAAUCCAACUUAGAAAAGGGAAAAACAUGUAAAAGAUGUACUCUUAAAAUUUUCGACGAUCGAUUUCCCAUCUUUUAUUCAAAAUUCAACUUGAAGAAGGAAAACCUCUCAACAGAUUCUCAUUUUCCCUUCUUUUUUUCAAAUUCAAUCUAAAGAAAAGAUGAAGAAUUUGCUCUUUUAGAAAUAUUUUGCAAUCAAGCUUUUAAUGCAUUUUCCCUUCUUUUAUAUUCAACUUGAAGAAAGGAAAAUCUC
Messenger RNA from Culex pipiens pallens (northern house mosquito), 6587 nucleotides. It is a transcript of the gene corn, whose product is annotated as myosin-9. The coding region runs from base 481 to 4332 and encodes 1283 amino acids. The transcript has 10 exons. The record is from RefSeq and is a predicted model, not a curated record. Lineage: Eukaryota; Metazoa; Arthropoda; Insecta; Diptera; Culicidae.